This is a messenger RNA of Myotis myotis, 2851 nucleotides long. It is a transcript of the gene ZNF286A, whose product is annotated as zinc finger protein 286A. The coding region runs from base 408 to 1970 and encodes 520 amino acids. Gene Ontology annotation, biological process: regulation of transcription by RNA polymerase II. Gene Ontology annotation, molecular function: DNA-binding transcription factor activity, RNA polymerase II-specific; RNA polymerase II cis-regulatory region sequence-specific DNA binding. Lineage: Eukaryota; Metazoa; Chordata; Mammalia; Chiroptera; Vespertilionidae. The record is from RefSeq and is a predicted model, not a curated record. The transcript is spliced from 6 exons.
CUGCUGAGAAACGGAGGUUGGCCGUGCCCGGGGCCUUCUGGGAAUCGUAGUUCUGGGCUGGAUGAGGCUCGCCAGCCUCGCCCCAUCCCCUUCUUACGCAUGCGCGGCUCCGGGCUGGCCCCAGAGGUUGGGAGCCUUUGUCAAGCCCGGAUGGGAGGUACAGUGCCGAGCGGCCGGAACAGGCAUCCGAGGAUCGGUCUGGGGGACCUGGCCCCCCGCGGGAUCCAGGUGCCGACAUCCCGGGACCGAGGAAGAAGCGGGGCCUGACCUGACCCGGCCUUUCCGCAGCGCCCCGAGGGCCGGCCGGCGGGAGGACGGGGCUUCUCGCUGUGACGUGCUGAGAGGUCCAGAUUGAGGAGCGGGGAGACGGGAGCUCCGAAUCUUCGGAACCGUGAGGAUUGGGGAUCAUGGAGGCAGAUUGGGCCGAGAUGCCCGAGAAGAGAGCUACGUCUUUCCAGGAGUCUUUCUAUUCCCAAGAGAAGAGCACAGAAAAGGGAGAAGUGGCAGCUCUCCGCCUCACAGCCAGAUCCCAGGCGUCUGUGACAUUCAAGGAUGUGGCCAUGGACCUUACCCCCGAGGAGUGGGGGAAGCUGGAUCCUGCACAGAGGGACGUGAUGCUGGAGAACUAUAGGAACCUGGUCUCGCUCUGGCUUCCAGUUUCCAAGCCUGAGAACUACAAUUUGGAGAAUGGAAAGGAAACAUUGAUGCUUGAGAGAAAAGUCCCCAGAAGCAGCUAUUCAGACUCAGAGUGUAGACCUAAGAGCAAGGAUUCAACUUCAGUGCAAGAUUUUUCCAAAGAAGCAUCAUGCCAGGUUGCAAUAAUAGACAGACUGACAGGAAAUAGUGUCUGUGAUACCAACUUGAAAGCAACUCUUGAAUGUGAAAAUUUGUUAGAGAAUCAGCAAGGAAAUCAGGGGAGACACUUAAGAGAAAUGUUCACCUACAUUAAUUCACUCCCUGAAGAAAGAGCUCAUGAUCAUGAUGUAUAUUGGAAAAACUUUAGUCAGAAGUCUGUCCUUCUCACUCAAGACAGAGUUCCAAAAAGAUCCUAUGCCUUUCAUACACUUGAAAAGAGAUUGAAACAGAAAUCAAGUUUAAGGAAAAAGAGAACCUAUAAAGAGAAAAAACCUCAUAAAUGUAAUGAUUGUGGUGAACUGUUCACUUACCAUUCAGUGCUUAUUCGACACCAGAGAGUCCAUACUGGAGAGAAACCCUAUAGCUGCAAUGAAUGUGGGAAAUCUUUUAGCCACAGAGCUAAUUUAACUAAACAUCAGAGAACUCAUACUAGAAUUCUCUUUGAGUGCAGUGAAUGCAAGAAAGCCUUUACAGAAAGCUCGUCCCUUGCAAUACAUCAGAGAAUUCACAUUGGAGAGAGACCUUAUGAAUGUAGUGAAUGUGGGAAAGGAUUUAAUCGAAGUACACAUCUUGUACAGCAUCAGUUGAUCCAUACUGGAGUGAAGCCUUACGAAUGUAAUGAAUGUGAUAAAGCUUUCAUUCAUUCCUCAGCACUCAUCAAACAUCAAAGAACUCAUACUGGAGAGAAACCCUAUAAAUGUCAGGAAUGUGGGAAAGCUUUUAGCCAUUGCUCAUCCCUGACUAAACAUCAGAGAGUUCAUACUGGAGAAAAGCCAUAUGAAUGUAGUGAAUGUGGAAAAACCUUUAGUCAGAGCACACAUCUUGUUCAACAUCAAAGAAUUCACACUGGAGAGAAACCCUAUGAGUGUAACGAAUGUGGGAAAACCUUCAGCCGGAGUUCAAAUUUUGCUAAACAUCAAAGAAUUCAUAUUGGAAAAAAACCAUACAAAUGUAAUGAAUGUGGUAAAGCCUUUAUUCAUUCAUCAGCUCUUAUUCAACACCAGAGAACUCAUACUGGAGAGAAACCCUAUAGAUGUAAUGAAUGUGGGAAAAGCUUUAAGUGCAGUUCAUCCCUCAUCAGACAUCAAAGAAUCCAUACACAAGAGCAACCAUGAAAAAUUAUUAAAUGUGAAGAAAUGUAAGUUGGUUUUAUCACUGUGUUCAAGAGUGUUUAGGUGGAAGAGCCUUAAAAUGCUGCUUACAGACCAAUUUGUAUACAUCUGAUUUUACUUGCAUAGUACAUACAUAUUUUUGAGCCAUAAACAAAAUGUCCCUUAUAUCCAUUGAUUUAAUAAUUAUGAAAGCUACUAGCCAGAGACUUCAUAUUUUGAGCCCUAAUCCUUCCCUAAUACCUUUUUUAUGGAUAUUCAAGAAAUCCUUAGGAAUGGGUAGCAAUAUAAUCGUUGUAGAAUCCAUUUUCUCCCUCUUUGUAAGGAAGUUCUUAUUUGUUAGGUUAGGCAGAGGGUUCAUAUCCUUAUCAGGAAGAUACAGUUGUUCCUCUUUGAAUCCAAAAAUAGAGAUCCAGAUUUAUCAAUAGUUGUCAUUUUUCCAGUGUCAUUUCCUUUAUAUUAGCUAUAAAAAGCUAAAGGUUAAGAGUUGAAAUAUGCUUUGUAUUCCUUCCCUACCCCAAAGGCCACUCUCAAAUUUGAUGAACAUAAAAAGAAUUUAUUUACAGCAGGUUCUAAGUUAGAUUCACAUGGAUUCUGCUUGUAGACUUACUGGUAGAUAAUUGUGGUCAUUCUGCUGUGUAGAACUUCAUUUUUUACUUCCUUGGAAGUUGCCCUGAAGUAGAAUGGGUCAAAAUCUUAACUCUAGUUUUUGAUCAAAUCCUUCUUAUCUUUGGCAUUCACUGAAUGAGUCACUGGUUUUCUAUAAUUACAGUAUUAGGGAUAUUUUGUUCUUUACAUUCUGCUUUCUGUAAACUAUGCUUUGUCACUUUGAGAAAAAGCCACAAGGAUGUUGAGGGUCUGAAAAGUUGAUGGGUUCAAUGUGUUAU